AUGAAACCAUCUAAACUGCAAGAUCAUCUGAGAAGAUGCCACCCUGAUAAAACAGAGAAAGAUUUGAAAUACUUUCAAACACUCAAAGAUAAAUUUCAGAAGAGACCUACACUGGACAGAAUGUUCGCUUCGACGUCGCAAAGAAAUGAUGAUGGUUUGCGGGCGUCUUACAAUAUCUCGUUACUUAUAGCAAAAUCCGGAAAACCGCAUAUUAUCAGAGAGAAGUUAAUUUUGCCAGCCGUUGAAGAGGUUUUAAAAACUGUUUUACACAAACCUGCAUCUGAUAUCAUUAAAAGAAUUCCCUUAAGCAACAAUACUGUUGAAAGACGUAUUGAUGAAAUGAGUUCUGAUAUUGAAAGCUUCUUAUGUAAUUAUUUGCAAUCAACCCAUUUCUCUAUACAACUGGACGAGUCAACUUUACCUGAUAAUGCAGCAUUAUUAUUGGCAUAUGCUCGUUUUAUUAUGAAUCAAGAAAUCUACGAAGAACUGCUCUUAGCAAGAACUUUGAUAACCGACACUAUAGGUGAAUCAAUGUUUCAUGUUUUGAAGGAUUACUUCAUUGAAAAAACAAUUCCUUUAUCAAAUAUUAUAUCAGUAGCUACAGAUGGAGCACCUGCCAUGGUUGGACGUUAUCGUGGAUUUUUAAGCUUUUUAAAACAAAAUGUGUCAGGGGUCCAUUUUUCAACAUUUAGUUGCUAA
Molecule: messenger RNA, 699 nt
Organism: Acanthoscelides obtectus
Lineage: Eukaryota; Metazoa; Arthropoda; Insecta; Coleoptera; Chrysomelidae
Source: the annotation of a GenBank genome assembly